CAGUUAGGUCAUAUCACGAGUUCCAUGUCUGUGGCGUCGUCGUUGUACAUCGACUUUCUUUCGAGCGACCAGUCGAUUUUCUUUUUUGCAUUUCGUCGUCACAAUCCUCCCGUUUAUCGUCAUCACAAGCCAAGGAGCCGAUCUGAACUUUUACAAAAAGUUUUGUCUGCAUCUCGGGUCCAGCGAGUUAUCCACCAGUUGAGCAGUGAUGGUGAGACGAGGAGACAUCUUAAUGUUAAAUCAUAUCACAUUUUGAAUGACAUGGCUCAUACGUUGUAUGGGGUAGACGGCAUUCGUUGGUUCGCUGCUCUUGUUAGAGGAGUACUAGUCAAUGGAUUGUUUGAACAAGUUUUAUUGAACAAGGGAGGAAUAGAGCAGCUUUCCUUAGCUCUCUUGGAACAUCCAGUUGUGAUAUUACCAACUCAUCGCAGUUAUGUUGAUUUCUUAGUUCUUUCUUUAAUGAUGUUUCCAUACAACUUACCACUGCCUGCUAUCUGUGCUGGAGAAGAUUUCAAGUCUAUGGCUUUCUUUGGGAAGGUGCUGAGAAGAUGUGGUGGUUUCUUUAUUCGCCGAACGUUUGGUUCUGGUUCAGAUCCCCUUUACUGGUCUCUUUUUGUUGAAUAUGUCCAGUCUAUUCUUUCAAAUGGCGACUCUCCAGUUGAAUUCUUUAUUGAAGGAACAAGAAGUCGCAGUGCUAGAUCGCUACAUCCAAAGUUGGGAUUGUUAUUUGCUGUGUGUGAGGCAUAUGUGAAGCGUCGCGUGUCUGACAUUUACAUAUUACCUGUCAAUAUCAGUUAUGAGACUCGUUUAGAAGACAGUCUUAUGGUGUGGGAGUUACUUGGAGUCCCUAAACCUAAGGAAUCAACUUCAGGACUUUGGAAAGCACGCAAAGUAUUGCAGCAGAAUUUUGGAAAUAUUCACAUGACAUUUGGUAGAAUGAUAUCAUUACAUGCAGAGAUUGGACAUUCAAUAAACAAAAAGCAGCACAAUACCUUACCAAGAUUUAUAAGUGAGAAGGUGCAGGAGGAAGAUAUGGCCAUACAAUGCUUGGCGUACCGUAUUGUCUAUGAGCAACAGAAGGGAUGUGUAUUGUGUCCAUCGUCUUUAGUGUCAACAGUACUACUGCAGCAACACAGUAUUCAUAAAGAUGAUCUCACAAAGCAAGUUGCAUUUCUAAAGCAACUAUUGGAACGAAGAGGAGCAAGAGUUAUGUGGAAAGACAAUGAUUAUUUGUCUAUUGAUCGUGGUUUAAAGUUUCUUGGUGGCUUUCUUGCUGUCGACUCAGAAAACGUUUCAGUGAAUUUGUCAUUGCAAGUACAGAAAGGAAUAUAUGAUACGCCAUGGCCAUCUUACUGUCUUAAUCAGUUGACUGACGAGCAGAGGUGGUGUGUUUUGGAAGAUGCAGUAAAGGUGAUGAUGCUGAUGUGUCAACAGAACCAGUUGGUCCACUUUGUCACGAUGGAUUCACUCGUUGCUGUUGUAUUACGUGCUUAUGGCACUGGCCAGUCACGAAAUGAAUUGUUAAUGUCAUGUCGGAUGUUGUUAGAGAUCUUGUCACAAGAGUUUGUUGUUAUGAUGGAGGACUGGGAGCAGCAAUUUGAAGAGUCAUUGGUUCAUCUAGAAACAGAUGCAGUUAUUGUGAUGUCUGAUGAUCGCUCUGUUGUACACGUUCCAGCUAAGUCAUUGGGUGCAGUUGAUUUUCUCAGCAGGAUUGUUACUCCUUCUCUAAUUACUGCCUUUCUUGUCUGCACUUGGCUGUUGGAUUGCUUGACAACUGAAAUGACUAUUUCUAGAAUAACAGCUGCUGUUCAGUCCUACAACAUUUUGUUGAUCAAAGAAGGUCUUUUGUCAUUUUACGAGACUCUGUCACUGGAGGCAAUAAAGAACAUCCUUGUAGCACUUAUAAACAUGGACGUUUUGGCAAGAAAUGAAGCACAAGUUAAAUUUGUAAGGAUGUCAAACAAAGCAAAACUUGAGGAUGUACACAUGAACUUGGGUAAGAUGACAUCUUGUAGAUGUGUUUCGAGGCAGCGUUUCGGAAGAGUGCCAUCAAAGCUGUGAUCGUCAGUUCUGUUGCUGGGUCUGCUUUCUGUUGCAGGGUCUGCUUUCUGUUGCAGGGUCUGCUUUCUGUUGCAAACUGGAAGUACAGACUAUUAGUCAGAAUUGGCAUAGUUGAUUAUAAAUGAAAGCGACAAGCAUGCAUCAUGCUGUUGGUAUAAAUUAUGUCACAUUUAUGUGUUGUGGUAUCAGUGAGACCAAGUAACCCUAGAUAUUUAAUUUGCUCUACUGUGGCACACAGUACGUGACUUUAUCAGGUUAGUCACAUCUCUGAGAUGUAAAACCAUCUAGAGGUUGUAAAUUAAACACAAUCUAGGGCGUGACUUUAUUGCCACUCUACACACACUCCAGUAGGCAAGUAAUCUUCUAGGUGCACGCGUUAAUUUUAUUGAGUAUGCAGAUCUUUAC
Messenger RNA from Corticium candelabrum, 2466 nucleotides. Its product is annotated as dihydroxyacetone phosphate acyltransferase-like. Gene Ontology annotation, cellular component: mitochondrial membrane; peroxisomal membrane. Bases 25 to 2061 code for a protein of 678 amino acids. Lineage: Eukaryota; Metazoa; Porifera; Homoscleromorpha; Homosclerophorida; Plakinidae. The transcript has 14 exons. The record is from RefSeq and is a predicted model, not a curated record. Gene Ontology annotation, molecular function: glycerol-3-phosphate O-acyltransferase activity; glycerone-phosphate O-acyltransferase activity. Gene Ontology annotation, biological process: phospholipid biosynthetic process; fatty acid metabolic process; triglyceride biosynthetic process.